Molecule: messenger RNA, 3089 nt
Organism: Peromyscus leucopus (white-footed mouse)
Lineage: Eukaryota; Metazoa; Chordata; Mammalia; Rodentia; Cricetidae
Gene: Borcs5
Product: BLOC-1 related complex subunit 5
Exons: 4
Coding region: 220-711 (163 amino acids)
Biological process (GO): positive regulation of anterograde synaptic vesicle transport; organelle transport along microtubule; lysosome localization
Cellular component (GO): synaptic vesicle membrane; cytoplasmic side of lysosomal membrane; BORC complex
Source: RefSeq, a predicted model, not a curated record
CGUAGCCGGUGCGGCCAAUCGGCGUCCCGGAAGCCGCGAGUUGCGGCGUCUGAGCCAGUGAAUGACAGCAGCGCCGCCCGCCGGUCACAGUCGUGGCCCCGCGGGUGCCCCGAGCCUCCUGUCAGCGCGCCCCUCGGGAAGGCGAGCGGCGCGCCUGCGGCCCGAGGGCCUCCCCGCUCUCCCCGGCCCCUACCCCGCUGUCCCUCCGCUGCCGGCGCCAUGGGCAGCGAGCAGAGCGCGGAGGCCGAGAGCCGCCCCGGCGAUCUGAACGCCUCAGUGACCCCCUCUCCAGCUAAACAUCGGGCCAAGAUGGAUGACAUCGUGGUGGUAGCUCAGGGUUCUCAGGCCUCCAGGAAUGUCAGCAAUGAUCCUGAUGUCAUCAAGCUGCAAGAGAUUCCAACCUUCCAGCCCCUUUUAAAAGGGCUCUUGAGUGGACAGACAUCCCCAACAAAUGCCAAACUGGAGAAGCUGGACUCUCAGCAGGUGUUACAGCUCUGCCUACGGUACCAAGAUCACCUGCACCAGUGUGCAGAAGCGGUUGCUUUUGAUCAGAACGCUCUAGUCAAGCGAAUCAAAGAGAUGCAGUAUCAUUCGUGUGAAAUAGCCUAUAAACAAAGAACAUGGUACAGCCUGGGGCUGCAGAUUUGUUGGGAGACUGCUUGGUUAGCAAGCAUGGGUCACUGGGUUUCAUCCUCAGACCAUGUAAACUGAGAUGGUGGAUGUGUACAUGUGAUCCCAAUGCUCAGGAGGUUAAGACAGGAUCAGAAGUUCAAGGUCAUUCCCAGCUGCAUAGCAAGUUGGAAGCAAGCCUUGAUAUAUGAGACCCUAUCAGUAAAUAAAUAAAUUUAAAAACAUGGUACAUAUGUGUAGUGUCCAAUAACCAUAGUAGGUUCUUGGAGCCCUGAAACGAUUUAUUGACCAGGCGGAUGACAUGGCACAGUUUUGAGAGCACCGAGGAAUAAGCAAAUACGCAUUCCAAAAUUUUAUCAUAUGAGGGGAGUUCGAGAGCUUUAUCUAGGAGAAGUUGCUUGGAAGGAUGGCACCACUGGGUUUGUUCAACUGGCAUGGGCCCAUCAACUCCGCGAAGAGAAGAUGGGUUGUCUGUCACUACACAUUGUUUUCUAAUUAGUAAUAAAGACAGUUCGUUCUAGGAGAUUCUGAAGUAGUCAUGUUACAGUAUCGAGUUUCAACAUUUAGCAUUAUUUUUCAAGAAAGCUAUAAAUAUAUGCAUUUUUAUCUCAUGAGUAAAUGACUUGGUCAGUCAGACUUACAUCACAGUCACAAAAUGCCUGGCAUAAAUUUAUCUAGUUUCAGCACAUGGCCACGUGGUUCCAUGGUUUCUAGGUCAUGGUGAGGCACAGCGGCAUGGCAGGAAGCAUGCAGUGGAGCAGAAGGGUUCAGCUUGUGACAGCUGAGAGGCACAUAUCAAGGGGCCAAGGAUACAACAUCCUUCAGUGCAUGCCCCCAGUGACCUGCAUCCUACAGCUAGGCCCUCAUCUUCCUGUACAUGCCAUCAAGCUAUCAACCUACCAAGGAGUUAAUCCUGAUUAUAUCAGAGCCCUCAUGAUCCAGUUACCUCCCAGUGAUUAGAUCCAUAUGCUGAACCCCAGGUCUCAAAAUCGGAACAUUUUGAGGAGGACUUCAUGUCCACAUCAUAGCAGAUGCUAUUUAUCUGGUUCUAUUCAGUAUGAGCUUCCUCGCUGCUCAGCAUUGAUGUAGACACACACACACACACACACACACACACACACACACACACACACACACACAUAUAGACAGGGUCUCAUGCAGUACAGGUUGAUACAUAGCUUAGGGUAGUAACUAAACCUAUGGUCCUCCUGCUUUCACUUUCUAAGUGCUGAGGUCAUAGGUGUGCACCACCACCCCCAGUUUAUGCAGUGCUGGGAAUGGGACCUAGGGCCUGGGGCAUGCUAGGCAAGUACUCUACCAGAUUCACUAUAUUCCCAGCCCUGGCCUUUCAAAUAUUAUAGACUUUUCUAUUGUGUUAUGAUCCAUAUAGCUCUUAUCCCCAAACAUGAGUAUGCAUAGGUAUCACUUCAAUUUGUUCAUUUGAAUGAUGUGUUCUCCCCUCCCGCAUUAGGGUGUGGCCCAUGAAUCAUUGUUUUAAUAAGCUUGCCAAAUGAUACUUAGUGCUGCCCUUCAUUAGCUAGGAUGUGGGAAGCACUGGUAUAAAGGGCUUCUUUCCAAAACAAGUCCUAAAAAAUUCAUCUUAUGUAGGUUAAGCUUGCAUAUUCAUCAACACACCUUGGAAACUCAAAUCACAGACACUUAAAGUUCUGCAUACUAUUUAAAGUUCUUAGGAGUCUCACAGUAAAGAUAACCAGUACAUCCAAACUAAUUUCACCUCAAAACACUUGUCUUAAGUAACAUCUGUUAAUAUCCAUAAAAGUAAAGCUUCUUAUUAGCAUAUAUUCACUGUACAGAAUAAUCUCUUUCAUUAUGACAUUUUCAUAGACGUGUACCAUAUAAUUUGAUCAUAUUUACCUCUCAGUUACCCUUGUUUGUCCUUCUUCAUGCCUCUGCUGACCUUUUCAAGUAGUUUCCUUCUAUUUUCUGUUUUAAUGCAUUUUUCAAUAGUAUUUUUUAUUUAUUCUUUAAUUUCAGAGAUGUAUACAGUGUAUUUUGGAUUAUACCUAUUCCAUCUCCCCCUAACUUCUCUCAAUGCCCUCAGCAUACACAUCCCUUCUAACUUCAUCCUCUUUUUCUUUUUCUGACCCACUGAGUCAUAGUGAGUGCUGCCCAUGUAUGCAUGGGCAUCUGCUGGAGCAUGAACAACCCCUACCAGAGGCUACACUCCUGAAGAAAAGUGAUUUAUCCUCUCCCAAGAGCCAUCAACUGCCAAUAUCUCCUCAGCUAGAGAUGGGCUUUAUAUCUCCCCAUUCCAUGAUGGAAUGUUGACUGGCUUGUUCUUGUUUAGGCAACCAUAGCUAAUGUGAGUUCAUGAAUGCAAGGGCCCUGGCUCUUAGGAUCUUUCUGCCACCUCUUUUGUAUUAUUCCAUGAGCCUUGAAGUAGCAGGAAUGAUACCAGUGCCCAUUUAGAGCCAAGAACUCCACAGUCACUUACUGUC